Fragaria vesca subsp. vesca is the source of this 387-nucleotide messenger RNA. Its product is annotated as dCTP pyrophosphatase 1-like. The coding region runs from base 1 to 387 and encodes 128 amino acids. Gene Ontology annotation, biological process: nucleoside triphosphate catabolic process. NCBI's taxonomy places the organism in Eukaryota, Viridiplantae, Streptophyta, Magnoliopsida, Rosales, Rosaceae. The record is from RefSeq and is a predicted model, not a curated record. Gene Ontology annotation, molecular function: nucleoside triphosphate diphosphatase activity. The transcript is spliced from 2 exons.
AUGGGAGAGUUAGGAGAAGAGAUUGUCGUGGAAGAAGAGAUUGUUGUGGAAGAAGAGAAGGUAAAGGACAUUAGCCUCAAGGACCUCUCCAAGGAACUAGAUGAAUUUGCCAAGGCCAGAGAUUGGGAGAAGUACCACAGUCCCAGAAAUCUACUCCUUGCUAUGGUGGGAGAGGUAGGAGAGCUGUCAGAAAUAUUCCAAUGGAGAGGAGAGGUAGACAAAGGGUUGCCAAAUUGGGAGGAAUCAGAUAAAGAGCAUCUGGGAGAAGAGCUCUCUGAUGUGCUCCUUUACCUCAUCAGGUUGGCCGACGUCUGUGGCAUUGAUCUUGCUGAUGCUGCCACCAAAAAGAUUGUCAAGAAUGCCAUCAAAUACCCACCACCAAAUUAA